Pecten maximus is the source of this 623-nucleotide messenger RNA. RefSeq lists its product as uncharacterized. The record is from RefSeq and is a predicted model, not a curated record. Lineage: Eukaryota; Metazoa; Mollusca; Bivalvia; Pectinida; Pectinidae. Bases 51 to 590 code for a protein of 179 amino acids. The transcript has 3 exons.
AACAAGGAAGUACCCUCAGUCACACACGCUACAGCGAUGCUUUUCUCGUGAUGGUGGUGAAGUUAUACAUUUGGAACAUCAAAUCCUCCUGGGGACACGUCUCCAUGGCCCUGGAGGACGGGUUUUACAUAAGUUGGAGACCGACAUAUCAGGUGGAGAAAAGUCCUGUCAAUGCGACCGAGUGGGUGCUAGCACGUGAGCAGCAGACUUUACAGGACGAUAUUCGUGCAGAGUACGGAAGACUCCCUGUCCACGCCAUCAAAAUUAUCCACCAAAUUUUAGAUGAAGAUAAGAUAAAGAGAUGGUGGUUAAAGUUCAAGGCCAACAACAGAUACAACCUACUCACGUGCAAUAGUUCCACCGUGGUUUAUUUCGCCAUGAGAGAAGGCGGGGCCUUAGAUCACGUGAUUGAUCGCCAGCCACGAUGGUGGACGCCAGAAGAUAUCAAAGCUUUCGGUGAGGCAGUUUGCUUCGGGUAUAAAACGAAAGGAAAGGCGGGAGUUUCGUUUUCGCCGAGUGAUCAACAAUUUGUGUCCCAUCUUGGAAAAGUGACAUCAGCUGGAAUGGUGAACUCUUUUCUGUCUACGUAAUAAUAUGUCCCUAAAUAAAUGUGUUUCCUGGAA